This is a messenger RNA of Stylonychia lemnae, 1917 nucleotides long. The record is from the annotation of a GenBank genome assembly. Lineage: Eukaryota; Ciliophora; Spirotrichea; Sporadotrichida; Oxytrichidae.
AUGACUACCAGAUAGUAUUCCAAUUCUAAUUUAAACACAAUUUCAAGCAACAUGAAUGGCAUCAUUACUGCAGCAGACAAUAAUUUAGUUAGAGCAGCUACAGCAGCAGACUAUUAGCUCUAUGGAGGCUAAAUAAACAAUUAAAUGAGUGGAAGGAAUAAAGGAUACUAGGAGGAUGUGAUGGUUAAAAACCAACAGUCUCUCAGAAGCCAUUACAAAGGCAAAUACUCUUUUAAAAGCAGUAAGUUAAAUAUAAAUAGACCAACAAGUAUGUAGGUCCUAGAAAAUAAUGGUAUACAUUGCCAUAAAGCAAAAUAUUUCCCUUCAUCUAAGCUCAGCUAGCAGCAGAGUGGUGAGCAGCAGCACUUUAAUGUCAUGCGGGCCCUCAAACCACAAAGAUCAAGCAAAGGCUUGCUUAAUUUUCAAAGAAUGGCAGCUGCUUUUGGAGAUGAUUUAAUUUCUGAGGACAUUAUUGAACUUAGUAGAAAUAAUAGCAACCAAGAUGCUUUAUUCUAGGAUAGACCAUUCCUACCUAUUCACUCCCCUUAAUAUUCUGAUAAAAUGUAUUCUGACAUUUAAGCAGAUUUAUAGAGCAAGUAAAAUGUUAUGAAUGCGACAGGAGAAUUUUCAGGCGCAAGUGAACGAAAAAUGAUUCCAGCUUUUGAUUGGAGGAAAGACUAAUAAUAAAAUCAACAAUCUAAGUAAAGAACAAACAUAAAUAACAAAGCUAACCAACAAAGCAAGCAAACCAAUCAAAAACCGAUACACAAAUAUAAAACAUUUAAGAAGCAAUUAGCAACUUUUCAGAGACAAAUGUAUAAUAGGAAAUAGAUGAAGUUGAUUACUUAACAGCAACAACAAAAUCAGAUAUCUCAGUCAUAGGAGAGACAUCUUCCAACCGACUCUUAAAUGAGUCAAACUCAUGAUCUUGGUUUGAAAAUUUCAAAUGCAAAAGCUCAUGAGACAUCUGCACUCAAUGAAAGCCCGAAAGAGCUUAUUGUUUGCAGAAGAGAACCUAUCAUUUACAAGAAGCCAACAAAUAAUGAGGGAUAGGUUCAUUCUUGUAAAAACAAUGAGGAAGUAAAGAGAAGAAGGAGACGAAAUAGGGGAAGAAAUUAAUUCAAAAAUAAAAUUGGGAAAAAUUUUCAAAAUGAGAAAAUCAAUGAGCCAUAUUAAAAUUAAUAACAAUUAAGGAAUUUCUCAGGCAAGAGUAAGUUCAUCAAAAAGUCUUAAAACUUUGGAAAAGAUAAAGCAUUUAAGAGAGAGGCUUAUGAUUAAUUUCAAAGACGCAUCUAAAAAGCUAAGCACUUAAAGCCAUUUGAAGUAUCAAAGAAUAGACAACAUACUCCUCACAAUACAAGCCAAUUUCUAGCUCAAGACUUCAUGAAUAGAAAAUGUUAGGAGAUCUCUAUUGAUAUUGAGUUUUCAGAAAUGAAGGAUUCAACAGAAUAGAACAUUGUUAAUAAAUGGCAAAAUGAGAAAGCUUAAGAAGGAAGGAAUUGUUAAUAGAAAGAAAGAGAAUUCAGACUCGAUAUGUUUGGGGAUUCAUAGUAAUCAACAUCAGUUGGAGACAUUUCAGGAGAAGAAGAUCUCUAUCAAGAAUAGCAUAGACUUUCGAGUCAACCAGGUUUGACAAUGUAAGGAAUGGUAGAUGAAGACAUGUUUACCAUAGAUCUGAGCGAAUCUGAAGAUUCGACUAUCAAUAGUCCCUUAAAGGAUUACUUUAUUACUAACGCAGAUAUAGUUUCAUAGCCUGUAUUAACUAAUCAUUAGACAAAAAUGAUAAGCAUUGAUGAUCUAGACUCUAAUGAGCUGAUGAUGACUAUUGAAUCUAACCAAGAGUUAAUUACUUCUUUGGAAAACGAACUAAUGAAGAAGAUGAACAUGAUUAAAAGGAAUAAACUUGAUCUGGAGUGA